CAGGUGUGUAACUGCUGCUUAUUUUGCAUGAAAUGAUGUUUUCUCUCAGCUGUGCAACAUGUAAAACUCUAAUUGACCUUAUUCUUUGCUUCAAAUAUUUUAAAAUGUCCAAGAACCAAUGUUACAUAGGUUUAAUUCAAUUUAACUUCUCUCAAAUUGAGAACUUCCCAUGUAAUUAGUGUUGCAGAAAUUCUUGUUCCAUGUCCUUCUCAACUGUUAUGUCUGACUCUGCUCUAUGUCACUGCUUGUUCCUUUUGAUAUUAUGUGUAAAAAAUUGUGCUACAAAUGAUGUUUCUUGAGCAACGACCUGCUGGACAGUGCUGAGCUGGGGAGCCAAGAUGAAGGCAGGAAAUGCCUGAAGAAAACCACACUGCUGUGACUGAGUUUGUUCUCUUGGGUUUCACUGACCGUUGGGAGGUGAAGUUUCCUUUGUUUGGGCUCUUCCUACUCAUCUAUGUCACCACGCUGGGGGGCAACGCCGGCAUCAUCGUGCUCGUCCGGCUCAAUGCCUGUCUUCACACCCCCAUGUACUAUUUCCUGAGCAAUUUAUCUUUCUUAGACCUCAGCUAUGCCUCCGCCAUUGCUCCCAAGCUGCUGGUGAAUCUUGUAGCGCAGCGCACCACCAUUUCCUUCUUUGGUUGUGCUACACAGAUGUUCCUCUUUGCCGCUCUGGCUGAUGCCGAGUGCUUCCUUUUGGCUGUGAUGGCCUAUGACCGCUAUGUGGCCAUCUGUCAGCCUUUUCUCUACUCUGUUGCCAUGUCACGCCGGGCCUGCAUCUCCAUGGUAGCUGGGGCUUAUCUCAGCGGGGGCCUGACCUCACUGGUGCACACGUCUUUCACAUUCACCCUGUCCUUCUGUGGCUCCAACACCAUCAACCACUUCUUCUGUGAUAUUCCCCCACUGCUGGAGCUCUCCUGCUCAAGCACCACGGUCAACGAGGUGCUUCUCAUCACCUUGUGUGGCUUCAUACAAACCAGUUCCUUCCUGGUCAUCGUCAUCUCCUACACCUGCAUCCUUGGCACCAUCCUCCGGCUCCACGCGGCAGAGGGCAGGCACAAGGCCUUCUCCACCUGCACCUCUCAUCUCAUGGCCAUUGGGUUCUUCUAUGGCUCCCUCCUCUUCAUGUACUUACGGCCCAGCUCCAGCUAUUCAUUGGACAUCGACAAGCUAAUUGCUUUGUUUUACACUGUUAUCCUUCCCAUGCUGAAUCCCAUGAUCUACAGCUUGAGAAACAAAGAGGUGAGGGAAGCCUUAAGAAGGUCACUAGAGAGAAAAGUGUUUUCUCAGUCGUUUACUUAGCAGGAAAAACUGCAUCUAAGUGCUGAUAGGGCAGCUCUGGCUCAGGGCUGUGCAAAGUCACUAAAUCUGUCUAAUACCUGUUCCUGUUGUUCCUAUCAUCUCCAUCUUAACUGGUUUCCACAGUUCUAUUUUGUUGUUGCUCGAAAUAAAAAAGGGGUUAUGUAGUGAGUAGUUUCCUAAGGCAGAAGCCUAAAAUAAGGCUAAUUUUUAUUUCAAGAACCUAUCUGUCUGCUCUUUCACCAAAGGGAAUCUCUCCCACAUAUGGGCAUCUACAGAUUUGCAUUUCUUACAUUUAGCAAGGUUACCUUGAAAUUGCAUAUAUCAUAAAUGAGUCCUCUGUCAUACAUUUAAGAAAUUAUGGUUGGUUGUUAAAAAUAGAGCAAUUAUAUUCUGGAUUAAGCAGCUCACCUGUACUUUUUGUAGAGGUAUUUUGUAGCACCUAUUCAGAGGCAUGACUGAGAUCCAUCUUUUCUGGAAAGUGAGUUAUGCCUAUUUUUGACUGCAGAUGUUUAACUUGAAUAAAUUAAUUGAAAACUUUCAGGUGAUGGUUUUCCUUCUCUGAUGGAGUGGAGUAUUUUUUCCCAAUAUCCGAAAAGUAAAACUUCUUUUGUUGCUUGUGACUGAGAAUGUACUAAAACACUUUCAAAGUAUCUUUUGCUCUAAUGCAAAAUAAAAAUAUUUGAUUUUUUAAUGAUUCUUCACUAUCUUUGAUUAUAAGUUCCUUAUGAUAAUCAGCAGACAUUUUUGGGAUUUUAUCAAGGUUCAAAGCCACACUGUAAGUGUCCAUGUCAGGACUCACAGUGCUUUACUAAGCAUUAAUUGCCCUGAUCAGCCUCACCUGAAACACCCACCCCCAUAUUCAGGAGCUUUAUUUAAGCCCAAGUCUGGGAUGUUGCUUUUAUUCUCUUUCUGAUCUAUGUUAGAGGAGCCCUAGUUUUUGCUUAGCCUACAGAGCAUCUUGAUCCAGAUCUCAACCCGUGGGCUGAAUUUCUCAUUUGACUCUAGCCGUGCCU
Meleagris gallopavo (turkey) is the source of this 2312-nucleotide messenger RNA. Its product is annotated as olfactory receptor 5AS1-like. Gene Ontology annotation, biological process: G protein-coupled receptor signaling pathway. Lineage: Eukaryota; Metazoa; Chordata; Aves; Galliformes; Phasianidae. Gene Ontology annotation, molecular function: G protein-coupled receptor activity; olfactory receptor activity. The record is from RefSeq and is a predicted model, not a curated record. Gene Ontology annotation, cellular component: membrane.